AUGCCUGCCGCAGGCUUCUCGGGGAUGCCCAUGCAGCCCGUCAAGGAUGACAUCGACACUACAUGGACUUAUUUGCAAGAUGGAAUCACCAUGAUUAUGAUGAACCUCCAGCAGGGUAUCGACCUGCAAACAUACAUGGGGAUCUACACAGCCGUCCACAACUUUUGCACAUCCCAAAAAGCGGUCGGCUUCGCCCUACAGAGCCAUGUUAUCGGAUCGUCUCAGCGGGGCGCUCACCUUCUCGGCGAAGACCUCUACAAAAAGUUGUCGGAGUAUCUAUCCGAGCACUUGAAAGGUCUGGUCACCGAGUCGAAGGCUCACACGGACGAGGCGCUCCUGUCAUUCUACAUCAGGGAGUGGCAACGCUACACGGACGCGGCGAAAUAUAUCCACCACUUGUUCCGCUACCUCAACCGCCACUGGGUCAAGCGUGAAAUCGACGAGGGCAAGAAGCACGUCUACGAUGUCUACACCCUGCACCUUGUACAGUGGCGCGAUGUCCUCUUCUCCAGGGUCUCGGAAAAGGUCAUGGCGGCCGUCCUCAAGCUCGUCGAGAAGCAGCGCAACGGCGAGACCAUCGAACACAACCAAAUCAAGCAGCGUCCGUUCCUCGAUGCGACUAAGGUUUUCUACGAGAACGAGAGCAAGCAGUUCGUGGCCGAGAACAGCGUUGUGGAAUACAUGAAGAAGGCCGAGGGCAACGCCCUUGACGAGGAAGAGGAGCGGGUACUCAUUGCCGACCACUCCACCAUCCUGCGCGACGAGUUCCAGGUUCUCCUCGACAACGACCGGGAAGAAGACAUGGCACGCAUGUACAGCCUCCUGUCGCGCAUCCCCGACGGUCUCGACCCUCUGAGGACAAAGUUCGAGAGCCACGUACGGAACGCCGGUCUUGCCGCCGUCGCCAAGGUGGCAUCAGAUGCCGAUAAGUUGGAGCCCAAGGUCUACGUUGACGCCCUGCUGGAAAUCCAUACCCAGUAUCAAGGACUGGUGAAGCGCGCCUUUAAGGAUGAGCCCGAGUUCACACGGUCCCUCGACAAUGCCUGCAGGGAGUUUGUGAAUCGCAACGAGGUCUGCAAGUCCGGGUCUAAUAAAUCGCCCGAGCUGCUGGCCAAGUACACCGACGUGCUCCUCCGGAAGAGCAGCACGGGUGUGGAGGACGCCGAGCUGGAGACAAGGCUCGUACAGAUCAUGACGGUGUUCAAGUACAUCGAGGACAAGGACGUGUUCCAGAAGUUCUACUCUCGGAUGUUGGCCCGUCGCUUAGUCCACAGCAAUUCAUCGUCGGACGAUGCCGAGACCAGUAUGAUCAACAAGCUCAAGGAGGCGUGCGGGUUCGAGUACACCAACAAGCUGCAGCGUAUGUUCCUGGAUAUGCAGAUCUCCAAGGAUCUCAACUCUGGCUUCCGGGAACACGUCCAGACUCUCGGGACGAAGGGGCUCGACUCGUCAUAUUCGAUCCUGGGCACCGGUUUCUGGCCGCUUACGGCGCCGGGGACCAACUUCGACCCUCCUGAGGAGGUGUCAGCAGACUGCGAGCGCUUCAGCCGUUACUACAAGAACAAGCACGAGGGCCGCAAGCUCACGUGGUUGUGGCAGCUGUGCAAAGGCGAAGUCAAGGCGAACUACGUCAAGAACGCCAAGAUGCCCUACACAUUCCAGGUGUCGAUAUACCAGAUGGCCAUCCUACUCUUGUUCAACGAGAAGGACAAGAACACGUACGAGGAGCUCGCGUCGGCGACGCAGCUCAACAACGAGGCCCUCGACCCCGCGCUCGGCAUCCUCCUCAAGGCCAAGGUCCUCAACCUUGAGCCCGGGAGCGGCGGGGGUUCCAAGGUCGGCCCCGGCUCCAGCUUUACUCUUAACUAUGAGUUUAAGAAUAAGAAGUACCGCGUCAACCUCAACGUGGGCAUGAAGUCAGAGACUAAGCAGGAGGAGGCCGAGACCAACAAGACGAUUGAAGAAGAUCGUAAGCUGUUGUUGCAGUCGGCCAUUGUGCGCAUCAUGAAGGCGCGCAAGCACAUGAAGCACCAGCAGCUUGUCAGCGAGGCCAUCAACCAGAUCCGUGCCCGAUUCGUGCCUAAGGUUAGCGAUAUCAAGAAGUGUAUCGAGAUCUUGCUCGACAAGGAGUACCUUGAGCGCCUGGAGGAGGAUGAGAUCGGCUAUCUGGCCUAA
Messenger RNA from Chaetomium globosum CBS 148.51, 2175 nucleotides. RefSeq lists its product as uncharacterized. The record is from RefSeq and is a predicted model, not a curated record. The transcript has 8 exons. Gene Ontology annotation, cellular component: SCF ubiquitin ligase complex. NCBI's taxonomy places the organism in Eukaryota, Fungi, Ascomycota, Sordariomycetes, Sordariales, Chaetomiaceae. Gene Ontology annotation, biological process: protein ubiquitination; SCF-dependent proteasomal ubiquitin-dependent protein catabolic process. Gene Ontology annotation, molecular function: ubiquitin protein ligase binding. Bases 1 to 2175 code for a protein of 724 amino acids.